Molecule: messenger RNA, 1346 nt
Organism: Rhincodon typus (whale shark)
Lineage: Eukaryota; Metazoa; Chordata; Chondrichthyes; Orectolobiformes; Rhincodontidae
Gene: eci1
Product: enoyl-CoA delta isomerase 1
Exons: 8
Coding region: 45-965 (306 amino acids)
Biological process (GO): fatty acid beta-oxidation
Cellular component (GO): mitochondrion
Molecular function (GO): enoyl-CoA hydratase activity
Source: RefSeq, a predicted model, not a curated record
UGGGAUGUUGCUGCGUGUUUCCGGUUGUUAGGUUCCGCUCGACAAUGGCGGCGAUGCUGAAGGGGCUGCGUUUGUGUAGUUCAGGAAACUUAUCACUGUAUGGCAUUAAAAGUUUACAGUAUAAAUCAACAAGAAUAUUUUGCCAGGUGCCAUGCAAAUCAUCAUGCCAAGGGAGACUGUUCUCAAAUAAGAACAUGGUAGUGGAACUUGACAGCAACACAGGAGUUGCAGUGAUUCAGAUGAAGAAACCUCCUGUUAACAGUCUAAGCCUGGAAUUCCUCACAGAAUUUGCCAUUAAUAUGGAGAAACUUGAGAUGGAUAGAGAAUGUCGGGGUGUGGUUCUCACUUCUUCUAUUCCUAAGAUCUUUUCUGCUGGCUUGGAUAUCAAUGAAAUGUAUGGGAAGACACCAGAGCAUACUGGGGAGUUCUGGAGAUCUGUCCAGGAAAUGUGGUUGAAGUUGUACGGUUCCAAUAUGGUGACAAUAGCUGCAAUCAAUGGGGCCAGCCCUGCUGGUGGAUGCCUCAUGGCAUUGGCAUGUGACUACCGAAUUAUGGCAGAUAAUCCAAAGUAUGCAAUAGGCCUAAAUGAAACCAAACUUGGAAUCGUUGCACCAUUCUGGUUCAAGGACACCAUGAUUAAUGUCAUUGGACGAAGGGCCACAGAGCAUUCGCUCCAGCUUGGCCUAAUGUACAGUACUUCAGAGGCCUUGAAAAUUGGACUUGUUGACCAACUGGUAGCACAAGAUAAAAUUAUGACAAAUGCUUUAAGUGUAAUGUCAGAAUGGUUGGCUAUUCCAGAUCAUGCUCGGCAAAUUACCAAAUCCAUGAUGAGAAAACCAACUAUUGAUCGACUUCUGACCAACAGGGAAUCGGAUAUUCAAAAUUUUGUUAAUUUCAUCAGUAAAGAUUCCAUUCAGAAGUCUCUCCAACUGUACUUGGAGAUGCUAAAACAAAGAAAAAGCUGAGUAAAUGUGCUCUUAAAAAGGAAUCCCAACAUAUUUGUUUACAUGUUCCCAACCUUGUCCUGGCAUCAAGAAAGACAUCGUACAGGGCAUCUAUUUCCUCUACUGCUGAUGGAGGUGAUGUGUGCUGUGGCAUGAUAAUGAAGUCAGGAAUGUCUGAAGAAAGAAAAAGGAUACAGAGGGGAAACAUAAAUAAAGUACAUGUAAGACAGAACAUUUAAUCAUCUUCACUUUGCAGUUGAAAGAAAAUAUCACCAUUUUCUUUGAAGUUUUGACAGGAAUCACAAUAAAGGAAAUAAUUAAUCAGAUUCCCUGUGUUUAAAAUAAACUUCUGAAUGUAUAAUUUGAAGUAACAUUUUGAAAAAUAAAAUAAUCUUUACCCCA